Molecule: messenger RNA, 3327 nt
Organism: Haemorhous mexicanus (house finch)
Lineage: Eukaryota; Metazoa; Chordata; Aves; Passeriformes; Fringillidae
Gene: SOX8
Product: SRY-box transcription factor 8
Exons: 3
Coding region: 221-1633 (470 amino acids)
Biological process (GO): neural crest cell development; negative regulation of transcription by RNA polymerase II; morphogenesis of an epithelium
Cellular component (GO): nucleus
Molecular function (GO): DNA-binding transcription factor activity, RNA polymerase II-specific; RNA polymerase II cis-regulatory region sequence-specific DNA binding
Source: RefSeq, a predicted model, not a curated record
CGGGCAGCGCGGGGCCCCGGCGGCAGCGGCGGCAGGACCGGCUGCGGAGCGGGGGGGUAGCGCGGAUUUUGAGCUGAGUUUUGAGCGUUUCGUGUCUUUUUUUUUUCCUUCUAGUACUUAUUGUUUUUACCCGUUUUCCCGCGGCGCCCCGCGGAGGGUGCGCGGCCCCCCUCCUUCGGGCGGGCACAGCGCGCGGCCGGCCCGGCUCUGCCGUCCGCCGAUGCUCAACAUGACCGAGGAGCACGACAAAGCGCUGGAGGCUCCGUGCAGCCCCGCGGGCACCACCAGCUCCAUGUCCCACGUGGACUCGGACUCGGACUCGCCGCUCUCCCCCGCCGGCUCCGAGGGGCUGGGCUGCGCCCCCGCGCCCGCCCCGCGCCCGCCGGGCGCCGCCGCGCUGGGGGCCAAGGUGGACGCGGCCGAGGUGGACGAGCGCUUCCCCGCCUGCAUCCGCGACGCCGUCUCGCAGGUGCUCAAGGGCUACGACUGGAGCCUGGUGCCCAUGCCCGUCCGCGGCAACGGAUCGCUCAAAGCCAAGCCGCACGUCAAGCGGCCCAUGAACGCCUUCAUGGUGUGGGCGCAGGCCGCCCGCAGGAAGCUGGCGGACCAGUACCCGCAUCUGCACAACGCCGAGCUCAGCAAGACCCUGGGCAAGCUCUGGCGUUUACUGAGCGAGAACGAGAAACGUCCCUUUGUGGAGGAAGCCGAGCGGCUCAGGGUGCAGCACAAAAAGGAUCACCCGGAUUACAAAUACCAGCCCCGGAGGAGGAAAAGCGUCAAAGCCGGGCAGAGCGACUCGGACUCGGGGGCUGAGCUCAGCCACCACGCCAGCACCCAGCUCUACAAGGCCGACACGGGGCUGGGGGGCAUGGCCGACUCCCACCACCACGGGGAGCACGCAGGCCAACCCCACGGACCCCCCACGCCGCCCACCACCCCCAAAACCGACCUGCACCACGGCAGCAAGCAGGAGCUGAAGCACGAGGGCCGGCGCCUGGUGGAGAGCGGCCGCCAGAACAUCGACUUCAGCAACGUGGACAUCUCGGAGCUCAGCAGCGAGGUCAUCAACAACAUGGAGACCUUCGACGUGCACGAGUUCGACCAGUACCUGCCCCUGAACGGCCACGCGGCGCUGCCGGCCGAGCACGGCGCCGGCGCCGCCUCCUCCUACGGCGCCUCGUACGCGCACUCGGGCGCGGCCGCGCAGGUGUGGACUCACAAGAGCCCGGCCGCGGCCUCGCCGGCGGCGCCCGAGCCGGGCCAGCAGCAGCGGCCUCACAUCAAGACGGAGCAGCUGAGCCCCAGCCACUACAGCGAGCAGCCCCACGGCUCCCCGGCGCACUCCGACUCCUACGGCUCCUACGGCGGCCAGGCCUGCGCCACCUCGGCCGCCCCGGCCGCCACCGCCGCCGCCUCCUUCUCCAGCUCCCAGUGUGACUACACGGACCUGCAGAGCUCCAACUACUACAACCCCUACCCCGGCUACGCCUCCAGCCUCUACCAGUACCCCUAUUUCCAUUCCUCGCGCCGCCCCUACGCCACCCCCAUCCUCAACGGGCUGUCCAUCCCGCCGGCGCACAGCCCCACCGCCAACUGGGAGCAGCCCGUCUACACCACGCUGACCCGGCCUUAAAGGAUUCCCGGAGCCUCCCGGGGCUCCCCUGGAAUUAUGCACUAAUGAAGGAAAGAGGAGGAAGAGCGUGGAGUGUUCCAAAGUGCCUCCUGAGCCGCUGGGAACUUUCUGCUGGUCGCCACCUUGCUUCGAAACUCCCCCCGAAAGGACAGAGCUCUAUUUUUUUUUUUUUUUUUAAAUUUUAUUUUCUUUGAUUCGUAGGAUUUAAGUAAUUCAAAAAACUAAAAAAAAAAAAAAAAAAAACCAACCAAACAAAGGACAGAAAAUUAAAUAAAAAAAAGCAAGAGAGGUAAAAAUAAAAACAAAAGGAAAAGGAGCGGCGAUGCCUUUUGAGUAAAUGAAGGACAAAAAGUUGGACUGAGCCGAACUCGCUCGGCCUGGAAGUUUGGCCAAGUGCAAAAGGUGGAGAGAGAGAGGGGGAGACAAAACAACGACAAAAAAGCUGUUUGAGACUUUCAGGGUCUAUUGCAAUGUGAGGAACGGACCAACCUUGAGGGCAGGAACUCACUGGGACCAACAGGGAUGAGCCCCAAAAUCCCAGAAAAAUCCCGUGGGAAGAGUCUGAUGGGACCAACCAAUUCAGUGUCUGAAGUGUUUGUUGAUUUAUUUUCUUUUUUUUUUUUUAGUCAGGAGUUCUUCUAAGCAAGGUUUGGCUGUAAUUAACAUUUUGUUUUGGGUUUUUUUUUGUUUUUGGAAGCUUCAAAUGUUUUUGGUUGUUCUGGUUUUGUUUUUUUUUUUUUUUAAUCUGUUAAAUAUGUAUUUAUGUUCUGUAUUAUUUUGUCUUUUAAUUAAUGAAGUCAUUUUGUGCAAAACGAAAAAAAAGUAGAAUUUUUAAAAGAUUUUAAAGAUGGGGGAGGGAGCCUAAAAAAAUAGUGGAGAUGAUACAAUAAACUGGUGUUAUGAGUCUAUAGAUUUUCCUUGGUUUUUGGGUUUUUUUCAUUUUGGAACCGCUGCAGGAGCCGUGCUGGAGAGAGGGACUGAAGGAAUCCAUCCGCCUGGAAACUCCAGUGGGAAUGUCAAAUAACGAGGGGGGGAAUUACUAAUUCAACUGGGAGGCUCAAAUGCUGCCUGAAAAGGGCAGGUGAUUUUCUGGCCACCUGUUUUGGGCCGUUAAAAUGGGAUUUCAGGAGUCUUCGGAGGCUUUCAGAACCAGGACUGCUUUAAAGGAGCUGUAAUUCCAUGAGAAACCAGCGACUUCUGCUUUAAUUUUGGCUUCUAGGGACCAGAUAUCAUCCAUCAAGCUGUGAAACUAAAACCUCCUCCUCCACUAAAAAAAAUGGGUUUAGGGUACUUAGUUUUUAGACUAAUAUUUCAUUGAUAUAUUUCUACUUCUUCCAUUGUAUGCUGAGCAUAUAAAUAACCAUCUAUUUUAUGGGAACUCGUGCCUUUAAAAGCCUUUGUAAAUCUAAAACCACCUUUCAGAGGUUAUUCAUCUUUUUACCUUUUCUACGUUUCCUACUCUUUUUUCUAAAAAAAUAUUUUUUUGCAUAUUUCCUUUCGUGGCGGGGGAGGGAGGGACACGCUGGGCUGGGGGAAAAGACAAAAAAAGCUCAUUUUUAUGCAAUCUAUUUUUCUGUAUAAAGUUUGAAAGACUUUUGGUUGUUACUGAUCUGUUCUCUUCACUCGCUUCUGACUAAGCAAUGCUAACUUUUGUACAGAUCCAUUUGAUAAAAUUAAAAAGUGCUUUUUAUCAA